GAGCACUGGAGGGGAAGAUUGCAGCUCCUGGCAGACAUGAAGCCAUACAUCUGCUUUGUCUUUGUCUUCUGCUUCCUAAUCAGACUUUUAACAGGAGAAAUCAAUGGCUUGGCCAAUCACAGGAUGUUUUCAUUUCAAAAUGGAGGUGUGCAGAUUUUUUGUGAAUUCCCUGAAAUUGUCAAACAGUUAAAAAUGCGGCUGUUCAAAGAUAAAAAACUCCUCUGUGACGUCAGCAAGACCAAGGGAAGUGGAAAUGUGGCGUCCUUCAAUAGUCAGAUGUUCUGUUCAUAUCAGAUGUCCAACAACAGUGUCUCUUUUUUCCUAAACAACCCAGACAGCAGCUAUUACUUCUGCAGCCUGUCAAUUUUUGAUCCACCUCCUUUUCAAGAAAAGAACCUUAGUGGAGGAUAUUUGCGUGUUUAUGAAUCUCAGCUCUGCUGCCAGCUGAAGCUCUGGCUACCCGUAGGGUGUGCAGCUUUUGCUGUGGUCCUCCUUCUUGGAUGCAUACUUAUCAUCUGGUUUGCAAAAAAGAAGUACGGAUCCAGCGUACAUGACCCUAAUAGCGAAUACAUGUUCAUGGCGGCAGUCAACACAGCCAAAAAAUCUAGACAUGCAGGUGUGACCUCAUAAGCUGGAACACAGGAACCCAUGGAGGAACCACACGGACUAGUUCUCCUGGAACUUGAACCUAGAAUUUCUUCUAUUUUCUAGACCACAGGGCAACUGACUUGUUUUAACUACAGACAUCUCCUGCUGGGGUUUUAUUUGUCUGGAUCAGUGACUAUCAGUCACUCAGAAUUUCAUCAGACUGACCUGGGUUUGAUAAGUCCUUUUAAGGCAAACCUCUUCUUACGGAAGACCCAGCUCAUAUGUGCUCAACAAACAGACCUCACUGGGAUACUCCUCUUCUCUCCACGCCUGCUUCUAGCUAUGCACCGGCCAGGAAAACAAACAUAUUUCCAGCAUUUUUACAAAACUGCCAAGGGUAUGAAUCUGUCAAGCACACAGGCAGCCAAUGGCCACCAUCUGUCUUCAUUUUUCAGAUUCCAUUUUCUUUCCAUAGAGAUCAGCAUUCCUUCUAGAAUCAGACAGUAGAGGGAGAUGCUCCACAACGGAAGCUCUUGUGUUUCUGAGAUGUUGAUGUAUAUACUUCAUUGAACUCAUGCAUUGGUACCAACAUGUUCUCUUCCAACUUCUAGACUCCAGCUGAUCAGUGCUUCAGGGCUUAGAUGCCUGCUCUUGCCUUUAAACUUAAAGAUACUUCUGCGUGUCUACUUGGCAGCCUGCAGUCAUCCAGAAUAGAAAUUUUAGCCUACAUUUUUUCCCCUCUACUGCUCAAAAAAAAAAGUAGCUAUGAUUCUCCCAUAUUCUCCCUGCCAAAGUAAUUUUUUUUUUCAGCAAAGACAUCUAAAUUCAGUUAAUAUGGUUUACUGUGUUGAUAUUAGUGGUAGUAAACAUUUCUCAGAAUCAAAAGCAAAUUAAUUUUGCUGUGGUGUUUCUACCAUUAUCUGUGUUUCCAUGGUGCUAUUAAUCACAAGCUUAGCUAUUUUUGUAGAUCAUAUUAAAGUUGCAAGCAAGCAAAGCAACCCUCGGUUAAUGGGCAAACAUUCUCCUGGGGUAGAAUGAAUUAUCUAUUUAGCCUGAAAGCUGCGGUUUCUGGGGGUAGCUGCCAGACUAUAGCCAUGCUUUGCUCUGGGUUUGACAGGUUGAAAUACUCCCCAUGAGCCUGGAGCAGCUUUCCAGACUAUGCUGGAGUCCCAAAGUUGGGAGGUGCCCUUGAGCCUGGGACAAGGUGCUGCUUCAGAUCUCUAAGAUCUGGGAAGUGCAGAGGGGCCAAGUCAGAGUUCCCUCUCCUAGAAACCGUGCAGCCUGGAAGUCAGCCCUGGCACUUUAAGGUAGCAUUCUUUAGAACUUAAACAGCAUAUGAUUGCUCCGAGCUGGACCAUUUUCUCUACUUUCCUGACUCUGCAUGCCUAAGACUUCUGGAACAGCCCAUGUGUGUGCAACAUAAAAAAAAAAAAAAAAAUAGCCCAAACUUUAAGUAAAAUAGGGUUGCAUCAUAGUUUUAAGUUAUAGUUGCUUAUUUACAGUUUACUUUAAAAGUGAGCUGUGUAUCAAUAUAUAGUUAUUACAUUAAGCAUGAGUAAUGCUGGCUAUGUACAGUACAGUACUGAAUUUGUAAUUUGAAUCAGGUAUGGUGUUCUCUCUUCAGAUGACUCAGGCAGCCAGGCUGGCUUUGUGAGGGCAUCCCCCAAGUUGGAUGGACCUUUCUGUGUGAGGGUGAGGGUGCUUUACCAUGUUCUGGGAAGGAUUCCCAUCCCAACACUGAACACCUAACAGUGAAUUCUUUAAGAACAAAAUUUCUGUGAAAUAAAAUCUGGCUUAAAGAGGAGCCACUUGCUAAAAGAUGUUAGCAAUAAUAGGAAGUAAAAGCUAAGCAUGCGUGUGCAGCAGUGGGCUGUAACCUUGCUGUGUUUUCUGGGGGUGAAGAAAUUAUGACCUUAUCUACUCCAUGAAAAUUAGCCCUUGUGUGCUGCAUAAGAUAGUCGCCCCCUUUGUCCCACUUUUCCCUUUCUAAACUUGAAAUAUCCAGAAGCUUAUAAAAGAGUCAGAAGCACAGGAAAAUGCAUGCUCUGCGGCCUGAGUUAGUUUCUGCAUUGACCUCCUGGCUCCACAGAAUGGUGCCUAUUUCCUAUGGAAAUGAAGGCUGUACUCUUUGAUGACUUGACAGUCACCAGUAUCAGAAAAUUAACAUUGAUAUAUCACUACUCUCUCGUCUUUGGUCUGCAUUCAAGAUCGUCCCCUCGCUUCUAGGAUGUAUGUUGGAGCCGAAGGUUCUGCUGGGGAUGUCCCUUUGUGUUCCGUUGUCCUGUCUCUGAGUAUUCUUCCAUCUGGACAGUUCUCUUCAGUCUGUAGCCUGGGUUCUUUUGCAGAUCACAAGCCAUUAUUUUGUAGAAUGUUUCUUUGGGGGGGGGGCACUCUGAUGUUUCUUCGUGAAUGAAAUGAGGUUAUUCAUCUUUAGCAGAAAUAACACAGAAGUGAUGUUGCGCCCCGUAGGGCAGCUCACAUUUUGGUUUGUCAAAUUACUGCCAAUGUUCAUUUUCAUCUCUCGACUAAGCUCCUGUCAAGCUUCUCCAUUAUAAAUUGAUUCUGCCCCCCAACAAACAAUAAAUAUGCUUUGUGAGA
This is a messenger RNA of Arvicanthis niloticus (Nile rat), 3186 nucleotides long. It is a transcript of the gene Icos, whose product is annotated as inducible T cell costimulator. The record is from RefSeq and is a predicted model, not a curated record. Gene Ontology annotation, biological process: T cell costimulation; cell-cell adhesion; T cell tolerance induction. Lineage: Eukaryota; Metazoa; Chordata; Mammalia; Rodentia; Muridae.